AUGAGGGGAGAGAUGCCGAUGGAUGUGGAACACGAGCUCGGAUGGAGAUGCUCGGGGAAGCAGAGGCAGGUAAGGUGCACUCAUUUGUCUCCGCUUAAGAAGCGCAAGAUGGAGCCAUCCCAUGAGGAGGAGGGCCACACACAGAUGGUCAAGUAUCCAAGCGAUGCUCUGGGGCUUGCCACGAAAAAAGCAAGGCGGCCUUCUGUUGUAAACAUCGCAAGAGUGCCUGUGGUGCUGAUAGGAUAUCUCCACCUGCUGCUGAACUCUGUCGUAAUCGGAUUUAUAUGCUAUGUUGUUGUGUAUGUACUAGUGGGGCUGCAAAGAGACAUAGGAUACAAGAUGAUCAGCCGGAGGGCACAGAUACAGCACCAGAUAGAGGAAGCAAAGACCUCCUAUAGAAUCAACAAAUGCGACCCUGCCACAAGAGUGCCUGCAAUAGAGGAGCUGUGCAGCAAGUGGGAGUGUGUGAUCAAGAAUGGGUAUAGGUCUGUGGGAUACACUCGAAUCAUUGCAGAAGUUUUUGGAGAUGUCAUGGAUGGAUUUGUUAGGAAGUUUUCUGUAAGAAGCUCGCUGACGAUCGGAUUCUUCUUUGUUCUAUUUCUCGUGUUCAGGAGAGCAGCAAAGGCUUAG
Encephalitozoon cuniculi GB-M1 is the source of this 630-nucleotide messenger RNA. RefSeq names its product Brr6p-like protein. Gene Ontology annotation, biological process: lipid homeostasis; nuclear envelope organization. The transcript has a single exon. The coding region runs from base 1 to 630 and encodes 209 amino acids. NCBI's taxonomy places the organism in Eukaryota, Fungi, Microsporidia, Unikaryonidae. The record is from RefSeq and is marked provisional. Gene Ontology annotation, cellular component: nuclear envelope; nuclear membrane.